Molecule: messenger RNA, 555 nt
Organism: Solanum verrucosum
Lineage: Eukaryota; Viridiplantae; Streptophyta; Magnoliopsida; Solanales; Solanaceae
Product: metallothionein-like protein type 2
Exons: 3
Coding region: 96-320 (74 amino acids)
Molecular function (GO): metal ion binding
Source: RefSeq, a predicted model, not a curated record
UCUUAGCAAUUCAUUAUUCAUCACAAUUCACAACUACACAAGAAAUUAAAACCUUUUUUUAGUUUUCAAUCCAAUUUUCCUAAGGAAAAAAAAACAUGUCUUGCUGUGGAGGAAGCUGUGGCUGUGGAUCUGGCUGCAAGUGCGGCAGUGGCUGUGGAGGAUGUGGGAUGUACCCCGACUUGGAGAGCGCUACUACCUUUACCAUCAUUGAGGGUGUUGCACCUAUGAAGAACUAUGGAGUGGUUGCUGAGAAAGCAACAGAAGGAGGAAAUGGCUGCAAAUGUGGAUCAAACUGCACAUGUGAUCCUUGCAACUGUUGAGACACCAAAAUGUCUCUUGUUCUAUUAACUACUACUAUGUGUUUUAAUAAAACUACAAAGCCAAUUGAACUGACCAUCUGCAAAUCUUUUUGACAAAGGUUUGUCUGAUGUUUAUUUCAUGGUUUUUUAUGUUUGGUUUCCUAAGUCUCAUUAGUUAUGUUUGUAUGAAGGAAGUUCAUUUGGGCUUGUAACACAAAACUUUAUCAAUAUGAAAUACAAGUUGGCUCCUUCUUUU